Molecule: messenger RNA, 732 nt
Organism: Aspergillus lentulus
Lineage: Eukaryota; Fungi; Ascomycota; Eurotiomycetes; Eurotiales; Aspergillaceae
Source: RefSeq, a predicted model, not a curated record
AUGGAGACAUCACACACGAUUCCCGAUACCCACGAGUGUGAUAAGUAUUUGACAGUGAAUCACACCCUUAGUCCCAAGCUUGCGGAAGAGUUCCCUGCGGAGGGAAUGACGCCCGUUUCAGACCGCCUGGUAAGAUUGGCUUUCUUAUCGAAAAAUGCGCGCUUGUCAGAAGAACAAAAUAUUAUUCUGAGCAGCUGCCUUGACAGCAUUGAAUCCAUUUUCGAUCCACGCCCAGGACUGACCCAAGAAAUUGCCCAAUGCCGUCCCAAAAGUGUCUGCACGGAAUGCGCGAAAGUCGUUACUCCUGGCGUUCCAAGCACUCGUCACGAUAAUAACGACGUUGGAAUCUCCAGCACCAAAAAGGCAUAUAUCAAGGAGCUGACAAGCGUCCUCAAUGAAACCACCGAACUCAGUGAAGAGUUCAAGAAACGCAGAAAAGAGUCGCUGCAAAUUUAUGGUCUUUGUAACCGGGAAAUUCGAAGAAUGACACGGAGCAUAUCUGUACUGGAACACGACGUGCAUGAAUUGCAGAAGGAACUCUGGGAAGAGACGGCGGAGCGUGAAGGGCUUCAAGGUCGCAUAAAUCUGGGCGAAGGCAAUGGCCACGACGUAAGAUGGAAAAAUGCAACGAGGAAACCAUCGGGGCGCUUCUUGAGGGUAUACGCGCUUGGACCCGUGGAUGGAGAGAUGUCGAAGAAGCAUAUCGCAUACGAGAAAGAGAGCGCAGGCUGA